Messenger RNA from Xyrichtys novacula (pearly razorfish), 2840 nucleotides. Lineage: Eukaryota; Metazoa; Chordata; Actinopteri; Labriformes; Labridae. The record is from the annotation of a GenBank genome assembly.
AUGAGUCGAGAGUUUACCGCUUUGCAGGUCAUGCAACAGAUGUUGUCAAAUGCAUUCUCUGAUGAUGCCAAUCCCGAUGAAGAAGCAGAGGGUGUGUCUGAGGAGGAGGAUUAUGAGGCAAGUAACCAACCGAACAGGGAAGAGGAAGGAAAAGAAGAUGAAAUGAUAAUAUCAGAAGACAGAGAGGAGCAAAUGGAAAGAGAGGUAGAAGAGGACGGAGAGCAUAAAGAAGAAGAAGGAGAAGAAGAAGAUGAAGGAGAAGAAUGCGUAACAGAAGACAGAGAGGAGCAAAUGGAAGGAGAGGUAGAAGUGGAAGGAGAGCAUAAAGAAGAAGAAGAUGAAGGAGAAGAAUGGGUAACAGAAGAAAGAGAGGAGCAAAUGGAAAGAGGUAGAAGAGGAAGGAGAGCAUUAAGAAGGAGAAGAAAAUGAGGAAGGAGAAGAAGGGGUAACAGAAGAAAGAGGAGCAAAUGGAAAGAGAGGGGGGAGAAGAAGAAGAUGAUGGAGAAGAAGAAAAUGAGGAAGAAGAUGAAGGAGAAGAAGGGGUAACAGAAGACAGAGAGGAGCAAAUGGAAAGAGGGGGGAGAACAAGAAGAAGAAGAACAAAGGGUAAUAGGAGGCGAGCGAGAGGAGCAAGCGAAAGAAGAUACAGGAAGAUACAGAUGUGUUUUUUCUCUCAAAACACGACAAAAUCAUAUGGUCCUCCGUAGCGUACGAUAAACAAGAGCGGGGUAGAAAAGACAGGAGCGGUGAGGCUACGCCGCCGCCGUCCCCGCACAUGCCGUCGUCGCCUUUACCGCUGACGACCGGCCCACCCGGACCGACUGAAUAUUCUCUCGUCCACGCCCGCGUCAUCGCCUCCGCUUUUUUCAUGUUCAUCACCCCGUCGAGAGAACGCAUCAUCUUGGAGAUGACUAAUUUGGAGGGAAGACGGAAAAUCGGAGACGGCUGGAAACGCAUGGAUGCCGUCGACCUUCGCGCCUACAUGGGGCUGCUGCUUUUAGCCGGCGUCUACAGGUCCCGAGGCGAGGCGACCGCCAGUCUGUGGGACGCUGAGAGCGGACGGUCCAUCUUCCGCGCCACGAUGCCGCUGAAAGUGUUUCACGCCUACUCUAGACUGCUGAGAUUCGAGACCCGCCAGACGCGCGGUCGACAAACUGGCGGCCGUAAGAGAGGUCUGGGACGCGUGGUCCGAGCGGCUGCCGUCCCUCUACAACCCCAGGCCGGAGAUAACAGUGGACGAACAGCUGGUUCCGUUUAGAGGGUGUUGUCCCUUUCGGCAGUAUAUUCCCAGCAAGCCAGCGAAAUACGGGAUCAAGACGUGGGUGGCGUGCGACUCUAAAUCCAGUUACGCUUGGAAGAUGCAAGUGUACACAGGGAAGGCCGCAGCCGCAGACGCAGCUGCGGGCCACGGCCCGGAAAAGAACCUGGGCAUGCGAGUCAUGCUCAAUGUCACCGAGGGACUGAGGGAUCGCAACGUCACCUGCGACAAUUUCUUCACCUCUUACGAACUCGGGCAGCAGCUGCUGAAAAGGAAGAUGACCAUGGUGGGCACCGUUCGAAAAAACAAGCCGGAGCUCCCCCUGGCCCUUCUCUCGCCGAAGGGACGAGCGGUGUUCUCGUCGAAAUUUGCCUUCACGUCGACCACCGCCGCGGUCUCUUACGUGCCCAAGAAAAACAAAAACGUGCUGCUGGUUAGCAUGAAGCACACGGAGGCCGAAGUCAGCGACCGCCGCGACAGAAAGCCGGUCAUCAUACUGGACUACAACCGCUGCAAAGGAGGUGUCGAUAACCUCGACAAGGUGAUCGGAACCUACAGCUGCAGAAGGAUGACGGCUCGCUGGCCCCUGGUCGUGUUCCACAACAUCCUCGACGUUUCCUCCUACAAUGCCUUUGUGAUAUGGAGAGAACUAAACCCCGAAUGGAUGCCUCAGAAGCGGAACAAGAGAAGGGUGUUCCUAGAGCGGCUGGGAAAGGCGCUGGUGACUCCGUUGAUAGAAAGAAGGGAGCGUCUCCCUCGCACAGAAGCGUCAGCGGCAGUCGUCCGAGUCGUUCGUAGCGCCGUGUCUAGAUCUAGAACUCGCGGUGAGGGUGAGGGCGAGUUCGCUGGACCGAAUUCGCUGGACCGAAUUGCAGGAAUCGUGGAAAUCGUUUGUCGGUUGGCUGGGUGAGCGCUGGUGGGGCUCGGUGUCAGAAGAGUCCAUCAGGACCUUCAUGGAUUCAUCCGUCGCGUCGGGGAUAUCGUCGUCUCGGCGUGCUUCGGUGACACGCCCGGGGGAGUUUGUUCUUUCACAGUGAAGACCGAAAGUGGCCUGCUGUCACUUCCUUUGCUUAUCCGUCGAAGACGCUACGUAUACGCUGACUUGGCGGAAGGUGAUUUUUCGUGUCCGAUCAACAUGUUGAGAAAGCUAGCCCGUGAAACCUACACACACUUGCUCCCCCGACCCACAACGAUACCUUCCGAUCCCCAGAACUUUUCUCUUACACAGGUAGUGGAUGAUAUGUGGAGCGUUUUAGAUUUGCUGAAAAGUGGAUGGUGUGACGUUUCCCAACCCCAUCGCAUAAUAGAGUAUCUACAAAACAAGGAAGGACCCUCUGUUACGCCAGCGGCGUUAAUUUGCUGCGUAGAUGAUGACAGUCCGGGAUACCUGUUUGGGAUUAUAGAUGCCAAGGGGAAGAGGCUGAAAGUAACAUUUAAUAAAUGGGGCUUCACGUUUGGAUCGGGUCUACAUUUCUCCGGACUCACAAGUCUGCUGUCACAUAUCUGUGAGGUCGAUGGAGUAAACUUUGUGAUUAACUGUAGAUUCUUGCUCACUGCGAGCGAACUGGAGCGUCCGAUGUAA